AUGGAUAAAGUCUGUUUACGGACCCUGAUCAGCAGGCUUGUGGAAUUGGUUGUGGUCAAAGAGCCUCAAGAUGAAAGGUCAUCUGGUGAAAGGAAGGAUGGAAAGAAAAAAUUUGAUAAAGAAAGUGAGAAAUACUAUUCUAUAUUGGAGAAGCAUUUGAAUCUGUCAUCAAGGAAAAAAGAAGCACAUUUACAAGAGGCUGAUACACAAAUUGACAAGGAGCGGCAGAAUUUUUAUGAAGCUUCAUUGGAAUACGUGUUCAAAGUUCAAGAAGUUCAGGAAAAGAAGAAAUUUGAGUUUGUUGAACCUUUGUUGGCAUUUCUUCAAGGGUUAUUCACAUUCUACCAUGAAGGCUAUGAGCUUGCACAGGAAUUUGCUCCAUACAAACAGCAGCUACAGUACAAUCUUCAAAAUACCAGAAAUAAUUUUGAAAGUACAAGGCAGGAAGUAGAAAGACUGAUGCAGAGAAUGAAGUCAGCCCCUCAGGAUUACAAGCCACCUGGUCAAUGGACAAUGGAGGGAUAUCUGUAUGUGCAGGAAAAACGACCCCUUGGAUUUGCAUGGAUAAAGCACUACUGCACCUAUGACAAAGCGACAAAAGCAUUUUCAAUGACAUUAUGUGAACCAAAGUCAGGGGGAAAAUUGAAUGGCCUUGUAACAGCUUCAGAAAUAUUCAAACUGAAGUUUUGCAUUCGAAGAAAGACGGACUCGAUUGAUAAACGCUUCUGUUUUGAUAUUGAAGUCGUGGAAAGGCAUGGCAUUGUAACACUACAAGCUCAGUCUGAAGCCAACAGAAAACUUUGGUUAGAAGCAAUGGAUGGAAAAGAGCCAAUAUACACUCUGCCACCUCUUAGCAAGAAAGAAGAAUGUAUUAAUGCCAUGGGACUGUACAGAAUGAGUGGAGUAAAUUCCAAAGUGCAGAAGCUAAUGAAUACUGUAUUUGCACCUAAAGCACCACCUGACAUGGAACUUGAUAGUGAAUUGUGGGAUAUGAAGACAAUUACAAGUGGCCUUAAAACUUAUCUCAGAUGCCUUGUGGAACCAUUGAUGACUUAUAAACUGCAUAAGGAUUUAAUUGCAGCUGUUAAAUCAGAUGACCAAAAUUACAGAGUCCGUGCUGUUCACGCAUUGGUUUAUAAAUUGCCAGAAAAGAACAGGGAGAUGCUUGACAUUUUGCUGAAACAUUUGGUGAAAGUAUCCACUCACAGUCAAAAGAACCUGAUGACUAUAUCCAAUUUGGGUGUGAUUUUUGGUCCAACACUAAUGAGAUCCCAAGAGGAGACUGUAGCAGCAAUGAUGAACAUUAAAUUUCAGAACAUUGUGGUUGAGAUUCUGAUCGAGAAUUAUGAAAAGAUAUUGCAUACUCUACCUGAUCCAAAUGUUCCUCUUCCUCAACCCGAGCAGAGAUCGGGGUCUAGGCGAAGCAAGGCAACUUGCCUGUCAACAGGCCCAAGAAGACCCAAAGCCAUCUACAGCCCAACAUUGUGUCUGGCUGACGCAGACAGUGAUGCUUCCAGCAGCAGCCCAGACAGUACACCGAUGGGAAGCAUAGAGUCUCUAUCGUCUCAUUCCUCAGAGAUAAACAGUUCCUCGAAAACCGGCUCUUCUCAGCGUCAUUUGCAAAGGGAGAUAGGAGAUAGUGGAAUACCAUGGGUGUCAGCACCUGCCUCACUGCCUGGACAAAAGGGCACAAUUGUCUGGACCACUAGCCCAGAAUCAAGCUCCAGUGAAGAUACUGUUAAAACAGAUGGUCAGGCAGAUUCUCAGAGUUUGUUGUCUGUUACUAAUGUAGGAAAUACAUCUCAGACAUUAAACCUAUGCAGUGAGGGAUCCUAUAAAUACACUGGACUUAAAAGAUCAAUAACAACUUCUCUAACAUCUCUCCCUACAACCGAUGGUACUAAUACUAGAACUUUCAGCAGUUCUGUUCAGAAUCUUUCUUCAAUGGAUUUCAAAGAUACACCCAAAACUGCAUCUAAUCCAGCACUUCCUCCAAAAGUGACUAUUAGACGAAGACUAGACACAUCAACAAGCAAUGGCUAUCAGAAACCUGGAUCAGUAGUUGCAUCCAGAGCUCAGUUGUUUGAAAAUAUUGGUACUGCUAAACCAAAUUCAUCCAAAUGCCAAGCCAAAGCUAUGUAUGCUUGUAAAGCUGAGCACAGCCACGAACUUUCUUUCCCACAGGGAGCAAUGUUCACUAAUGUACAUGCAUCAGUGGAACCAGGUUGGCUACAAGGAACAUAUGAAGGGAAAACAGGACUGAUCCCUGCAAAUUAUGUUGUCUUUCUUUGAUAACUGCUAGCAAGACUAGAACAUCUCCAUGGUAUCCAUGGUGAACAAAAUGGCACAAACUGAAAAUGCUAUAUUCCAGAACAGCUAAACAGAUGUCAGACAGUCAGAAGUGAUGGAAUAUCUGUAUCUGCAGAGUACAUACCUUUUUACGGUGUGGAAUAUAGGAUUGAAGUCUGCAUCAAUAACUGUUCUCUUUAAUAAAAUCACUCAUCUUAUUAUCCAUAGUUAUUGAUACCAUUCAUUUUACAAAGUUGCAAAUGGAAAAGAUAGUUGAAUUUCAGUAUAUAUAGAUGUGCAUAUAUGUUUUAAAAAAACUAUGGUAUUUUCAUUUAAAGACUCCCUGUUUUAAGUACCAAAUAUUGGAUAUGGGUUAUAUCACAACAGUAUGACCAGUGGAGGUCUUAUUUCAUUGAUAUCUGUUUAUUUCCAUGAAAAAUGUCACAUUGGAUGAAGAAAGGAGAAAUGUAUACAUGUUGAAUGAUCUCAGCCUGCUGUCUUCCUCUGUAGCAAAUGUGAGGCUGCCAUACCAAAUUUAUAAUGCCAAAGUACAUAAGGACUAAUGAAUCAAUUGACACCAAAGUUUUGAGACAGUGAUUUUUCCAAGUCUCCAGUGUUGUGUUGAUCUCAGAUCAUCUGCAAAAACCUCAAGCCUUCCCUGGGCAUAUCCAAUUUUCCAACAAUCAAGUAUUGAUUAUAAUCUAAUUGUUGCAUAUAGGAAAACUACACAGUACUUUUUACAUAAUUUUAGUUUCUCUUGUAUCAAAGUAAUGUUGACAUAUUUGUGUAGUUGUUAUAUAUAUGACUAUUGAUAAUUCUGCUACAAAUCAAAAAUUACUUUAUUUCUGCUACAUAGAUUUGAAAUAUAAUGUUUUUGGGGCAAAUAAUUGGAUCAACAAAAUUUUAGAUUUUUCUCAAAAAAGACACUGCCAAGCUUUAUGAAAAAAAGUCAGAGAGAGAGAGAGAGAAUUGUUGUAGCCUUGAGGACAAACCGCACUUUUUACUCUAAUUUUAUUUUAUUCCAGUACACUGGUGUAUUGGCAUCUUUUCUUAAAUAUCAAUUUGUUUUCAUUAAGUAUAUAUCAUACAGUGGUUACAUUGAUAGUUGAAACUAUAUAAUGUCAAAUAGUUUAGUUGGUUUUAGUAUAUUUAAUUAUUAAUAUCUAUUACAAAAUGCUAAAUGAGUUCAACUGAAUGUUUUGUGUUCAUUCAAAAUUCUUAUCAUAAAAUUCCCUGGCUGUACCAAGAACUUAGUAUACCGUCUACACAAUGUUACUAUUAUUUUUAAUGGACUUGUAUUUGUGGUACAAUAUAUUAAAAAUAGACAUAUUUAAAGACUGAAGAAUGAUAGAAUGAGUAGAAAUUUACAGUCAAAUGAUUUUGGGCCAAUUUGUAUACUUUGGAAUAAUGUGAAUGCUGAUACUACAUGGAAAAAUGCACGUUAAUCACUACAGUGGUCACAAGAAAGGAUUUUUUGUGUGGAAGCAAAAUAAAUUAUAUUUAGCUACA
This is a messenger RNA of Rhincodon typus (whale shark), 3798 nucleotides long. RefSeq names its product Rho GTPase activating protein 42a (gene arhgap42a). NCBI's taxonomy places the organism in Eukaryota, Metazoa, Chordata, Chondrichthyes, Orectolobiformes, Rhincodontidae. The coding region runs from base 1 to 2292 and encodes 763 amino acids. Gene Ontology annotation, molecular function: GTPase activator activity; protein binding. Gene Ontology annotation, biological process: signal transduction. The record is from RefSeq and is a predicted model, not a curated record. The transcript has 20 exons. Gene Ontology annotation, cellular component: cytoplasm.